This is a messenger RNA of Perca fluviatilis (European perch), 5470 nucleotides long. RefSeq names its product homeodomain interacting protein kinase 1b (gene hipk1b). Lineage: Eukaryota; Metazoa; Chordata; Actinopteri; Perciformes; Percidae. The record is from RefSeq and is a predicted model, not a curated record. Gene Ontology annotation, biological process: peptidyl-threonine phosphorylation; peptidyl-serine phosphorylation; intrinsic apoptotic signaling pathway in response to DNA damage by p53 class mediator. Gene Ontology annotation, molecular function: ATP binding; protein tyrosine kinase activity; protein serine/threonine kinase activity. The transcript has 18 exons. Bases 353 to 3748 code for a protein of 1131 amino acids. Gene Ontology annotation, cellular component: nucleus; PML body; cytoplasm.
UAAGGACGUGGUUGUUCCGGUGAAAAGUGGAUUUGCUGCUUAAAGAUAGGCGGAUUUAGAGUAGGAUUGUUUAUGUUUUAAUCAACAACUGUACAUAUUUUUUAGGACUAGAUGUUUUAACUUCAUAAUACAAUGAAACCUACGUAUUUUUCUUCUGUAAACUCGGCACUGUAACGCCUUCUCCUGCUGCCCAGCUCUGCAUCGACUGAAGAAACAAUGCAGGCCUAGCUAGCUUCUAACGUUAGCUGGCGGAAGCUAAAAGGAUAACGCUGGUCCAGCAGACUGCAGUGGGAUUUAAACCCUGGACGAAGCCGUUUUUCGACGCUGUAACGUUAAUAACAUCCAAUCCGCUAUGAGCUCUCAGCUGCAGGUCUUCUCUCCUCCCUCCAUCUCCUCCAGUGCCUUUUGCCGCGUUAAGAAGCUGAAGGUGGAGAGCAAUGUUUGGGACGUGUCCACCACUGAAGCUUAUAGCUCCAUAGCAGGCCAGUCGGCAUACACCUUUACCCCGGCCAUGGCUGUGGCACCCUUUGCACCAUCCCUGGUCUUCCCGUCUGUAGCACCUGGCUCCAGAGGUCAAGUGGUGGUGCGGGCAGCUGAUAGCACUGGAAGCCUCCCCCGUGGAUCCAGCCGGCGUGUGGCAGAGCAGGCGACGUCUUCAUCUUAUGCUCAUACGGAGACGUCCUCUGAAACAAGGGGGCACAGGCACGGGCAGAAAAGAAAGAUUGAGGAGACCAAUGAAAGCAGUGGGAGUGGAUGUGGCAGUGUCCAAAUAUUGGAGGAGCUCUCAGCCCCUGCAGCAACUUACUCCACACGUACGGGUGGUGGUGGAGGAGGCACAGGCCAGUCCAUACCCCACUCAGCUCCAACCACCAAGAGCAGCAGCUCCAAUGGUGAAGGGGAUUAUCAGCUAGUGCAGCACGAGAUCCUCUGCUCUGUGUCCUGCAGCUAUGAAGUGCUGGAAUUUUUAGGAAGAGGCACGUUUGGACAGGUGGCCAAGUGCUGGAAGAGGGGCACCAAUGAGAUUGUGGCCAUCAAGAUCCUAAAAAACCAUCCUUCUUAUGCUCGUCAGGGCCAAAUCGAGGUGGGUAUCCUGAACCGGCUGAGCGCAGAGAACGCGGAUGAGUACAAUUUUGUGCGUUCAUACGAAUGCUUCCAACACAAGGGUCACACCUGCCUGGUGUUUGAGAUGCUGGAGCAGAACCUCUAUGACUUUCUUAAGCACAGCAAGUUCAGCCCACUCCCCCUACGGCACAUCAGACCCAUCCUACAGCAGGUGGCUACAGCGCUGAUGAAACUGAAAAGCCUUGGUCUGAUUCAUGCAGACCUGAAGCCAGAGAACAUCAUGCUGGUUGACCCUCUUAGACAGCCCUACAAGGUGAAGGUCAUUGACUUUGGCUCAGCAAGUCAUGUGUCCAAAGCUGUCUGCUCAACCUACUUACAGUCUCGCUACUACAGGGCUCCAGAGAUCAUUUUGGGUUUGCCAUUCUGUGAGGCCAUUGACAUGUGGUCUUUAGGCUGUGUGAUUGCGGAGUUGUUUCUGGGUUGGCCUCUCUACCCUGGAGCCUCGGAGUACGACCAGAUCCGUUACAUUUCUCAGACUCAAGGCCUGCCUGCAGAGUACUUGCUGAGCGCCGGCACUAAAACCAGUCGCUUCUUCAAUCGAGGACCUGACUCUAGCUACCCACUCUGGAGGCUAAAGACCCCAGCAGAGCAUGAAAUGGAGAUGGGUAUCAAGUCUAAGGAGGCCAGAAAGUAUAUCUUCAACUGUCUGGAUGACAUGAUGCAGGUCAACCUGUCCUCUCAUUUGGAGGGGACGGACAUGCUGGCUGAGAAAGCUGAUAGACGAGAGUUUAUAGACCUCCUGAAGCGGAUGCUCCGUCUGGAUGCCGACAAAAGGAUCACGCCUACAAAAACUCUAGGUCACCCCUUUGUCACAAUGAGCCACCUCAUGGAUUAUCCCCACAGCUCACAUGUGAAGUCCUGCUUCCAGAACAUGGAGAUCUGUAAGCGUCGGACCUCCUAUGAUAGUGGCAAAUCCCUCUACUCCACCAAUGCGGUCCCCAGCGCUGCAGCGGGCAACCUCACUGUUACCUUCAGUAGCCAGCUCAACCAGCAUAAUCAGGUGCCUUCUGCGGGAGGAACGAUGCCUUUGCUGAACUACCAGCCAGCUCUAUACCAGCAGGCGACCAUUAACAUUCCCGGGCUUGCUCAACAGAGUGUCCCGAUUCCAACGCGUCCUGCUGGGCUGUGUAGCCAGACAGAACCCUUCCAGCAAACUCUCAUCGUCUGCCCACCUUCUACUAUUCAAGGGCUACAGCCAUCCAGUAAGAGUUCCAGUUUCCCUGUGAGGAUGGAGAACUCUGUACCUAUAGUACCUCAGAACCAGUCUGCUCAGUCAUUGCAGAUCCAGCCAAGUAUGCUCACACAGGGUUCCUGCACACCCCUGAUGGUGGCCACCCUGCACCCUCCCUCAGCAGGCAUAGCCCCCCAGUAUACUCUGCCCCUCGGGCUGGGCGCCGGGGUGGGUCGGCCCACCCUCCUGGAGCACACAGCCACAGUGCUGCAGGCCUGGCCCACUGGCACCCAACAGAUCCUCAUACCAUCGUCAUGGCAGCAGGUCCCAGGUGUGGCCAUUCACAGCUCUGCCCACCAGUCAAAUGUAACUGAAUCACCCCUGGAAACGCUUCAUGCCAAUGCUUCCACACAGCAGGGACACAGCUGGAGGAGCACAACUCAAGCCAGGACCCAGCAAGAGAGGAAGAAGGUGAAAGCCAGACGUGGAGAGAACAGAAACAGGGGUAUAUCCACUGCAUCACUACUCGGCAGCAGCGGCGUGACCCCACCCAGCGCUACGUUGUCUCAGCCAAUCGUCAUCUCCGACACACCCAGCCCGGCGGUCAGCAUCAUCACUAUUCAUAGUGACACAGACACAGAGGAUGAGCGCAAAUUCCAUCCCUCCAGCGUUGGUCUGAGCCAGCGCACUAACGUCAUCAGCUGUGUGACGGUGCACGACUCGGACUCCUCUACAGCCAGCCCCCUGACUCCUCUGCCCCGCACACUUAACCCAGCUAGCACCAUGUCAUCACGCCAAGCCAAGUCUCUGGCAGUGGUGGCACCUUCAAUUAAACCCCAGGGCUCUGAGAGAGGAGCCGUUUCACGUGGCCGCCUGGACACCGUGAACUACAUGAAGCCUAAGAGAUCAUCCAACCGACAGCCCUGCAGCUCAGGGAUGAGCAUGGAGCGUCACGGACUGUUGCCAAGCCAGUCCCACCCCUUAAACCUCAGCCAGGUUCAGCCUGUGGUUUCUUCAUCUCAGGAGCGUUCCCACAGUGACUCGUCUUUGCGUCGCCAGCCGACAUUCCCUCCGGCCGUCUCCUCUCACUACAACUUCCCCGAGGUGUCAGCCCUGGCCUCGGCCUCGGCCCCUGGCCCCAGCCUGUACGCCUACCCGGCCUCCACCGCCCUCUCCUCAGCUUCUCAGGCCAUGGAGCAGCUGCUAGGCCGUAGUCUCGCCAGCCACGGACACUCCCCCUCCGCCUAUGCAGCAACGUACACCUCAUCGUCGGCCUCCAGGAGAGACUCGGCCAGUCGUAAGGAUUCUGUCAGUAGUCUGCUGCAUGGCCUCCCCGCGGCCUACCAGCAUCAGUUUGCCACUGGUUCUCCCUACAUUAGCGUGACGCCCCGGGCCGAGGCUUACAGUGCCUACCAGCUAAGCCCCAGGCGCCUCACACAGUACCCGUACCUAUAGGGAGUCUCGCGCACACUUUGAACAAAGAAAACGAAGAAUCUACUUCCCCACAUGCUAUCACAAAGGAACAUUUAAACUGUAUUUCUAGUAGAACUGUUGGUCACUUAUUUGUUUGCUGCUUUUGACUCCAAAGCGACAUAUCACCCAAACUCAUUUAAUACUCUUUAGGGUCGUUUUUGUGUUUUUAAAAAUGUUCUUUGAUAUAUUGUGUUUUUUUUUUUUCCUAAACAAUAUUGUUUAUAGCCUGUAUUUUAUCCCCAUCUUGUCCAGAUGUAUAAUUAAGGCAUUGUGGUUAAUGUAUUUUAGUCCUGUUUAUCUUGAGGUUUUGUGUGAAGAGAGAUUAUCCUCCUGUCACAAGUUGCAACGACACUUUAGGCGAGCUUUUGAGACGCCUGACUCACAACUUUUUUUUUUUUUUUUUUUUUUGGCAUUUCUGCUUUAUUGGAUAGUGAUAGCUUGGAGAGAGACAGGAAAGGGUGGGGGGAUGAUGGGCUGGAAUUGAACCCGGACGGCUGCGGUAAGGACUCUGCUUUGAUACAAGGCGUGCAUGUUCUACCAGUUGAGCUACAGGGACGCCCGCUGGCUGAAAAAGUUACAAGUCAUUAGUUACUCAUGACCCUUGUUAUGGAGUUUUCACACUAAUCUAGCGAUGCUCUGUGUUUCUUAGCUAACCUAAUGACUGUAUCUGUUUACUCACAAAUGUCUUUUACCAUGUUUUAAAUUAUGUUUUGUCAGUGCGAGAAAGGAAGAGGAAGGUUCAUGAUGUCUGUUAAGAAAAAAGAUGUGGUGAAAACUGAUGGAUACAUGUUAAUUUAAGUGCUCAUGUGAUAGUCUGUUAUUGUAGUGACAGUGUUUAGGCAGGAUUAAUCAUGUCCUUAUGCAAUAGAAACUCUUUUUUUUUUAAACUGCAUCAACUGAGUGCUGAAUGUAUUUAUGAAGUGAAGAAAGAGGAGUGGGAUCACCAUCUUAAAGAAUGACGUGAAAAGCUUUUGUUUGAAAUUGUUUAAAAAAAAAAAAAAAACCUUCCCUACUUUCCUCUCCUUGAAAUAUAAAAAUAUCCAGUUUCACAUGGAGUGGAAAAUAUUCUAUAUCUGUGAAUUCCAAUUAUGUAGGACCUGCUCAUUUAUUAAAAUGGAUUCAUGGCCAGUUUUUACGGUUUUAUAUAUGGAAUUUUGUUUUCUCCUCAUGACACUUUAGAAAUGCUCGCUAGUAAGUUGUACGAACUACCCACACCGCCGUACAAUGACUGAUGAAAUAAAAUCAUGCAAUCUGCAGUAGGCCUUCUGCUCAGUUACACAAUGUCUGAUGAGAAGCUACUUUAACAGUCAAAGGUGGUGCUGUCCACUAAACAUACUGUGCAUUUCCCCUCAAAAUGUGCAAAAGUGUCCACUUUGGCUUCAGUCUUGUCUGAAUAUGAUAUCCAUUGUUUUUCACAUAUAGAUUACUCCUCUGUCUGAACACGGCUGAUUUGUGGCUUUUCCUGCCACCGUCUUGUAGAAGGAGGUGAAUCUCAAGGGGGGGGGCUUCUGUGGGUUAUGAAAGUUUUGUAGUAAAUGCUUCCCCGUUGUGUUUGCAUCAGUUUUGUGUUGUAAUGUCUGAAUAUUUAACUAUUUCAUCUUAACAUAGUAUAGUUAAGAGGCUAUUUGGUAGAACUAAUUCAGGGAAAAGGUUUCAGCUCAAAUAAUCCACUGUCACUGUUUUCAAUAAAUAACCAUAAAUUCA